This is a messenger RNA of Pogoniulus pusillus (Red-fronted tinkerbird), 6672 nucleotides long. It is a transcript of the gene BMPR1A, whose product is annotated as bone morphogenetic protein receptor type 1A. The coding region runs from base 445 to 2046 and encodes 533 amino acids. Gene Ontology annotation, molecular function: SMAD binding; ATP binding; transforming growth factor beta receptor activity, type I. The record is from RefSeq and is a predicted model, not a curated record. The transcript is spliced from 13 exons. Gene Ontology annotation, cellular component: signaling receptor complex; plasma membrane. Gene Ontology annotation, biological process: protein phosphorylation; cellular response to growth factor stimulus; dorsal/ventral pattern formation. NCBI's taxonomy places the organism in Eukaryota, Metazoa, Chordata, Aves, Piciformes, Lybiidae.
UCGCCGGGACGGAGCCUGCGCCGCUCCGUCCCGCCCUCGCCCGGGCCACACGCACCCGCCUUCGCCCCCUCGCACCGGAGCCGUCGGGGCCCCGGGAACGGCUGGCCGAGCACGGCGGGGAGCGGGCCCCCUCGCCCUUCACCUUCCCUCCCGCCGCGGAGGAUGAGGAGCCCCCACCGCCGAUUAAUAGAAAUAUGCAUUUCCAUAAUACCACCUUUGAACUAAUGAAGUGGAAGUACAGAUGAAAACAGUCUGGAGGAAACUUGAAGUACAGUACAGCUUCAUUCAGUUUCCUAAUUCUGAGGAAACAGAGUUGGUAAAGUUCAAAAAGCAUCUUUGCAGUCAAGCACCAAAUCUUGUAUUAGGCUUCACCAAACAGACGAAGCUUAACAUUGUCAAGCAGAAGGACCAGUCGCCCUGCUCAGGAAAGAUUAGAAGUGAACAAUGACUCGAUUGAGAGUUUAUGAGAGACUGCUUGGAGCCUAUCUGCUUAUCAUUCUCCAUGUUCAAGGUCAAAAUCCAGAAAGCAUGCUUCAUGGCACAGGAAUGAAAACAAAUCCUGAUCAAAAGAAACAAGGAAAUGGAGUAACACUUGCUCCAGAGGACACUUUACCUUUCCUUAAGUGCUACUGCUCAGGACAUUGUCCAGAUGAUGCUAUCAAUAACACAUGCAUAACUAAUGGGCAUUGCUUUGCUAUCGUUGAGGAAGAUGAACAUGGUGAACCUACACUUGCUUCUGGCUGCAUGAAAUAUGAGGGUUCAGACUUCCAGUGCAAGGACUCUCCUAAAGCACAGUUACGUCGAACAAUUGAAUGCUGUCGGACUGAUUUCUGCAAUCAGGAUUUACAACCAACUUUACCACCACUUGAUAGUACAGAUGGGCUGUUUGAUGGCAGCAUUCGUUGGAUGGCUGUGUUGAUUUCUAUGGCAGUCUGCAUAGUUGUCAUGGUCAUCUUACUUAGCUGCUUUUGUUACAAGCAUUACUGUAAGUCAAUGACAAAGAGACAUUGUUAUAACCGUGACCUUGAACAAGAUGAAGCAUUUAUUCCAGCUGGGGAGUCAUUAAAAGACCUUAUUGACCAGUCACAGAGUUCUGGGAGUGGAUCAGGACUACCGUUGUUGGUUCAACGCACUAUUGCCAAACAAAUUCAGAUGGUGAGGCAAGUUGGAAAGGGACGGUAUGGUGAAGUGUGGAUGGGCAAAUGGAGGGGUGAAAAAGUCGCAGUGAAAGUAUUUUUCACCACAGAAGAAGCCAGCUGGUUUCGAGAAACAGAGAUUUACCAAACCGUUCUAAUGCGUCAUGAAAACAUCCUUGGCUUCAUAGCUGCAGAUAUUAAAGGCACUGGCUCCUGGACACAGCUUUACUUGAUUACAGAUUAUCAUGAAAAUGGAUCGUUGUAUGAUUUCCUGAAAUGCACUACACUAGACAACAGGGCUCUCCUCAAACUGGCGUAUUCUGCUGCAUGUGGUUUGUGCCAUCUACACACAGAAAUUUAUGGGACACAAGGCAAGCCUGCUAUUGCACACAGAGACCUGAAGAGUAAAAACAUCUUGAUAAAGAAAAAUGGAACCUGCUGCAUUGCUGACUUGGGUCUUGCAGUCAAGUUUAACAGUGACACAAAUGAAGUUGAUGUUCCCUUGAAUACUCGAGUGGGAACAAAACGUUAUAUGGCUCCAGAGGUCCUAGAUGAAAGCCUGAAUAAAAACCAUUUCCAACCAUACAUCAUGGCUGACAUAUACAGUUUUGGACUGAUCAUUUGGGAAAUCGCUCGGCGCUGCGUCACAGGAGGUAUUGUUGAAGAGUAUCAGUUGCCAUAUUAUGAUGUGGUGCCAAAUGAUCCGUCCUAUGAGGACAUGAGAGAAGUGGUGUGUGUCAAACGCCUGCGCCCGGUAGUCUCAAAUAGGUGGAACAGUGAUGAAUGUUUAAGAGCAAUAUUGAAAUUAAUGUCUGAAUGCUGGGCUCAUAAUCCUGCCUCAAGACUCACUGCCUUGAGGAUCAAGAAGACACUUGCCAAGAUGGUGGAAUCACAAGAUGUAAAGAUUUGAUGUAGUAAAUUGACGUUGGAGAGCAAAGCUGGACUCGUAAUGCUUUUCACUCAAACGUGGGUGAGAGACCUAUGUGGAAAGAGGAAAUAACUGAGAUUCAGUAUAUUUUCUCAGCACACUUCUACAGGCUGCUAAUCAAAUCUUUCAGUACUUCAUGGACUGUGAUACUGAGAGCCUCUGUACACUACAUGCUACAUAUAUGGACAGCCUUGAUAAAAUACACAUUUUGGUUUUGUUUGAGCUGCAUUGAGACUUCAGUCAUACUUAGUGAGUCUCCAGUAAAACUCUGGGUACUGAAUUGAAUGUUCAGAUUACAGUGCUUUCUGUGAAAGCCUAACAAGCUAUAUGGAUUCAAUAGAGAUGGAGAAUAUAAGCUUUUUUUUGCCUUCUACCUGAUAAAACCUAGUCAAUCCAUACUAAGUUUUUUUGAAACAGCCUUUAGGUUAUGAAUUUGUUUGUGAUACUACUCGGUUUAACAGUUCCUUAUGCCUUUAUGUGUGUGCCAGGAUUUUUUUCUGUCAUAUGGAAUAGGUAAGAAACAAUUUAAAUGAACAAAGUUUUAUGGUCAGAGCUCCAUGUGUUUUGUGGCUCUGCAACCAGAUAUUUGCUACAGAAUUUACUCAUUGCCAUCAUCUUCCAAAAUCUCAGUUUUAACUUGCUCUCUGUUCUUGUUUUGGUCUCAAGGAGAACUGCAAAAAUGUGAACUGUUAAUAAAUUAAGGAACGCCUACAUAAGUCUGUAAAGAUCUUGAAACAAUCUCUCUUAGAGGGAUAGACUGUCUUGGUCAUCUCACUUACAGUCUAGCAGGCUUUGUAAUUGGAUGACUAUGAAAUCUGGCAUAUUUUUCACGAUGCCAAAUACAACCAGCAUUUUUGCUGUAGAAUACUUCACAUCUUAACAGAAAGACCGUGUUGAUAAGUUUGGUUUUUUUUCCCUUUCUAGUUUGAGACUCACUGGUGGGUAUCUGUCAUGCUCUGAACUUUUUCCCAUACAGGAGGGAAUGAGCUGCAGGAGCAUGCUUUUUCACCAUUUGUCAAAAUCAGCAGAAGAUAAGUUUUGAAAGGCUUGGCAAGAAGUCUGAUUUACAGACACAAAACCAGGAAGUCAGAAAGUGCAGGCUGGGCACUCAGAAGGCUAGAGAAUACAGUGAAGGUCAAGACCAGGAGAACUGAAUAAGUGAAGAUAAGAUCCACACAUGCAGAAGAUUUCAAGCUGGGUUGCUCUGAUGUAAACACAGGAGGCCACAUCUGUGGGCCACUUGGUGGACAGUUACAAGUUCAGCAUUUGAGAGAAGGUAAAUCAGUGGGUUAAGUUCUAGAUAAGCACAUUUGGGAGGAAAAGUAUUGAAAGAUAAUUUGUGUAGAUAAAGUUAGCAUAAUUGCAAAAUUUGAUCUUACUGUGCCAACUAUUUGGCAUGGAGAGGAAACUGUAGUUCCUUCCAUUCCUCCACUGAUCCAGACAAGUUGGUUAAAAAUCAGAACUCCUCCAUGAGGCUACUCGAAGCCUGAAUUACUGAUUAAUGACUCCUUUGGCACUUCUGCUUUGAAGUUAGAAAACAGUACCAUAACUCAAGUUGAAGCUUCAAAUGCAAGAACCACCUAGAGAAAUAAGAUACAGUAUUGGAACCAUUGAACCUAUUUGCUAAUUUAAGUGCCUAUAACUUUGUACUGUAAAUCUUAUCCUAGAUAACUUUAAAAAGGGAAGUUAUUUAUAUGCUGUGUUUUGUGCUGUAGGGGACAAAACUCAACACCUACACCUAGGUCCAUGUGUACGAUUACAUACAUGCACAUACACUCAAACAUGCCGUAGUCAGGAUCUGAAGAAAAAAGUUAUGAGUAAGAUUAAAAUUGAUUAAAGAAUGUUAAAAUUUCAGAUUGAUUUAUGUUGGAUUAUUUGUUGUCUUAAAAUAUGUACAUGGAGAUUUUUUUUCUUUGAUACAUGUUGAAAGAAAUACAACCGAUAGAGAAAGAAAAUGUAACACAGAACUAAUGUGAUUUGUGAACAAUUCCAACUUUCUAACGUGUUGGGGGGGUUUGUUUUAAUUCUGUAGUUCCCAUAAUGUAAAUGGUCAGGCAAAAGAUUGCAGUAUUUUUAUUUUCUAUUGUGCUGUACAGACUUUAUUUAACAGUUCUACGUUAUUUUAUAGAAAACUAGCUAUUUUGAGGGACGUUUCUUUAAGAAAAAAUAAAAAUCAUCACUUUGGUUCAGUAAAGCCUUUAAGUAUUAAUAUGUAUGCUGGCUGAGAAGUUCAUAGGUUUGUCAACUAAUGGUUUUAACUUAUUCUAAAACAGCAAGAGAGACGUGAUGUUGUGCUACCAUCCUCGUGAGAAAGGGCUUUUCAAAAACACAACAAACAAACAGUGUUUCUCCGUCCAUUGCCAAGAAAUGCAGAAUGAAUUUGAAGCUGUCUAUCAUGCCUUUACACCUGCUUUUUGCACAGGUAGCUGGAAAUGAUUUCAUGAACCAAAAAUAAAAGGAAUAAGCCACCUUUUUUAAUCAUUUUUCAGGAUUUCUAUCAAUAAGGAAAAGUUUAUGUAAGUACCCUGCUAGCUUAAACUUUCAGAUCAACAAAUUCUAUUUAAAUUAACCCAAUUCCUAAUUAGGAUACUUUCUUCAUUUUCUUUUACAAUUUGCCACACUGGAGAUUUUUUUUUAAUGAAUUCUUUUUCCAAGUCUUUGGAAGGCCACUGCUGGAAGUGUGAACUCCAGUAAUUUCUAAUUAUUUGCUUAUUUUCUGCACCGUUGUUUAGGCAUUUACAAGGCAGUAUGAUCCUGUUCUUUGGUAGGCAUCCAAAGACCUUAAUUGAUGUAUAGGUUUACUUGAACACAGAAUGUUAAUAAAUGAGCAAAAGUGAGCUUUGAGAGAAUAAAGAAUAUUUUUUUUUGCCUUUCAGCACUUCAGUUGCUAGGUUCAUACUCAAACAUAUGUUUAUGCAGGAGCUGCUCGAUCUUCAGCAUUCCUUGAUUCCCUGAUACUCCAAAAACUGUUGUUGCUAAAGUAUCUGGUUGCGCGAAGCACUUGAGCACAUACCUACAUUCCAAGCAAACUCAUUCACUGUUUGGAGCCCAGGUAUGUCUGAUAUGUUAAAAAUCAUUUGGAAAAAAAACACCAACCUUCACUCAAAGCUAGCCUACUAAUUUUUGCAUAAUUAAGCAUGUUUAGUGCAGGCUCCAAAGCAAUGAUGUUGCUUUAUUGCAAUACUGUAGAGCCCAGAAGCCUUUAAGAUCAGGGACAGUAAUAGGAUUCUUCUGGUGUUAUUAGCUGCAUUCUUCAAACUAACACAGUUGGUCAAAAUUCAAAGCAUUUGCCAUCAGAAAAAGUAUCCCCUAAAUCUAGGAAUGUUUUUCUUCUUCAAAAAAAAAAAAAAGGAAAUAUUUUGUGACUGUCAAGACUGUGCCUUGGAAGUUCUUAAUUUUUUUUUCAUGUUUACUUAACCUGCUCUGCAUUAUUUUAUUUAGGUGGAAAAUAAUUUGAGCCACAUAUAUACCUUUUAAUUGAAAAGAACAUUUUUGUGGUUUUAUGAUUAACUUAGAAAUUCCAUGAGAAACAUGCUACUUCUGCAGAAAGAAAAUGUAGGCUUAGAUUUUUGAGUUUAUUAUGAGUUUUCCUCAAGAAUCUGACAGUUUUCCCAAUAUCCAUCACCUUUUUCCGAAUUAUUUUCUUAGUCUAUUUUGAGGUACUGAAUAAAAUGUAAAAUUCAGAUUUUUAACUUACCUCCAUAGUAAUCUAGAAUCAAAUUUUAGAUCUUGAUCUAAAGGACCGUUUGAAUGUGUGUUUAUAAAGCAAAUAAGUUGGAUACAUUUUAUCUGCUCUGGUCUUCACAGGCAGUAUUUUGUCAGUGUAAAAUGGUUGAAAAGCAAAGAGAAGAAGCUAGAAAGGGAAGUUAUGUGCUCAUCUUCUGUCAAAUACUAGAACGAUUUAGAAAUCCCAUGUUUGGCUGACAGUGACACUGAAUCAUGGAAUGGUUUGGGUUGGAUGGUACUUUAAAAAUCAUCUAGUUCCAACCUCCCUGCCAUGGGCAGGAACUCCUUUCCCUAGAUCAGGUUGCUCAAGGCCCCACCCAACCUGGUCUUGAAGUCAAAUGUCCUUUCCUGUGCCCACAGUUUUUAUUCCAAGUACAGGUGAUGUCUAAAAAUGUCUGUCAAUGUUGCACAAUACAAUGCUUUAUGGAGCCACAGUGUGUUAGCCUUGGCUGGUACAGCAGAAGUGGAGUGCACAUUGCUUCUAAUGGUUGAACAAAUAUCAUGUCAUUGUUACUUUGUAAUAUUUUGCUGUUGGAUGCAAUUAUAGAAGCCCACGUCAUGUAGUGACUUUUGUGCUCGGACAUGCCAUGCCCAAAAUGAAAUGUACUAUAUUGUAUACAAGAAGAAUAAAUAACCUUGUAGUUAACCUAGAGAAGAUGUAAAUAAAAUACGAAAGAAGAGUGGAACUAGACAUAUGGUCACACUCUGAACGUGUGUUAUAUGCCAGAAGUGUAGAAUACUCCCUUAAAAAUGUAACACACUAAUGUAUUUUGUACAGCAUCUGCUUUAGAAGGUGCCUUAUUGAGUUUACCAUGAAUUGCUUGUUCUGUACACAGACUAUGUCCAAUGUAUCGUUUUUAAGUAAAUAACCUUAUUUUAGUA